Molecule: messenger RNA, 3647 nt
Organism: Gymnodraco acuticeps
Lineage: Eukaryota; Metazoa; Chordata; Actinopteri; Perciformes; Bathydraconidae
Gene: polr2l
Product: polymerase (RNA) II (DNA directed) polypeptide L
Exons: 4
Coding region: 3228-3461 (77 amino acids)
Biological process (GO): transcription by RNA polymerase I; tRNA transcription by RNA polymerase III; transcription by RNA polymerase II
Cellular component (GO): RNA polymerase III complex; RNA polymerase II, core complex; RNA polymerase I complex
Molecular function (GO): DNA binding; zinc ion binding; DNA-directed RNA polymerase activity
Source: RefSeq, a predicted model, not a curated record
CCUCCCUCCUGCUUACUGUGUCCUCCAUCUCUCCGCUUUCUCUCAUUUUCUUAUAUUAAGGACAUUCUCACUUCCAGAGACUGCUGCAGUUCCUUCGUCAUAUGUUAUUUUUUUAAUCUCAACAGAGCUCUUGGAGAGUGAAGCAGCACAGAGCUGACCUUAUAAAGAAUCCUCCUGACCAGACCACACCUCUGUCCCUGAGUCCAUGGAAGCCAAGGCCAAGUCCGGGGCUACAGCACCCAAGGCGGCACCUAAAGUGGAGAAGAAGGAGCCAGCAGCCCCACGCAAGGCUGAUCCUGCCCCUGCAGCCCCUGCAGCCCCUGAAGUCCCUGCAGCCCCUGAGCCCGAGCUUCCUCAUGCCCAGGAUGGGGCAGCAGAAGCAGAAGCAGAGGCGGCAGGUGACGAGGCUGCGGCCUCCGGCACAGACUCUCUGGAACACCUGAAACCUUUUAUCAUUGGUGGAGCAGUUAUUGCUGCAGGAGCCAUCUUGCUGGGAGUGUUGCUACUGGCACGGAGAAAUUAAAUCAUUAUCUCAAAUUAAAGUAUGAAUUGGAUGAUGAGUUAGAGCAUUGUUAUAGAGUGGUUCACAGACUAUUAUGGUAUAGGGGGAAUGGGAGCCACUGUGCGUCUUAUGUUUGUUUGUGUUUUGGCCUGCUUUCACUUGUAGUGAAUCAAACCAUUCCAUUUUUGACAUGGAGCAUAAUUACACAUAAUAUAUGCAUGAUGUUGCUUCAUUACUGCAUCUGUACUGUAAUCAAUUCCUUUAAAAAAACCACUGUAGUUCUGAGCUACAAAGCCUCAACUCUUUAAAAGUAGUUUAUUCAACUGCUUUAUCUUAUCUAAUGCAGUUUACAUUAUAUAUUGACAUCCUAGCAAUAUUUGUGAAUUCUUACUCUGAAAAUCUGCUGGUUCACUAAAUAAUAAUGAAAAACUAUCCACAAUCUUGAAACAUUACAAUUGUAAUACUGGCUAUCAGAGUUGUUGUAGGUCUUAUUUGACUUAUUUUUUGUUUUUAAACUAUCUAAAGGGAAGACCUGAAAUUAGAUGAAACUAUGCAUUGUGAUGUAUUGCACAUAUUUUGGCUAAACAAAUGCCUAAAUGAUGGGAUUCAGUUAAGAGACACUGCAUACCCAAAACAUGUCAAAGGGUACAGUGCAAUACAAAAUAAAAUAUAAGCAUGCAGUGGUUUAAGAAAUGGGAUGUAGAGGAUUGUAAGAGAUAAAACAUGUACAGUAUGUUUUAGAUAAUAAUAGUGAAGUUACCUCUUGCUGUAGAAUAAGAAAGAGUUAUUUUUCUGUCAAAUGAUGUCACAAAUCAAUUAACCUUUCAUGUCUCACACACCAUCCACAGUGGUGUGGGUUCAUUCUGUUUUACAUCUUACAGUAGAUACUUUGCUGUAACAGGGUGGACAGCCAUUAGUCUUGCAUUAUCAGGUUCAAAGCCUGCUUCAUUGUUUAUGUCUUCAUUGUGUUCCACUAAUGUAGUUUUAGGAAAAAAUCGAUACGUGUAACUGUUAUUUAAUGAGAGCAGCGUAUGUUUCUACUACAUUGAAAGUAGGGUGUAGCGCACUUUAGGGGAGGAAAAAAAGUGAAGCAUUAACAAUUAUUAAGCAGCAACACUCACCUGUUCAGCUGUACACAAUAGUGCCCACUUACAUGUACUGUCAAAGCCAUAGGGAGGCCCUCUGCUCCAUAAGAUAACAGAAAGACAGUUCUGAUUCGCACCAUUAUUUUAUACAAGUUGUAACAGUACUUGUGAAUUUCACAACACAUUACUGGCAAAAAAAUAGUAUACAAACAUACCUCAGUGAACACCAAAACACAACCAAUAGAUGGUAGGCCAACACCAAAACAAACUUCACCCGACAUUGUACAAUACAGUGUACUUAAAAAAAAAAUCCUAUUUUCAUUAUUUCAACAGCGUAUAAAUGCAAUAAUUCAGAUAGGACUCCUUAUUUAGCACUUGUGCCGUAGCAAGUUAAACUACAUAAAUAAUGAUGUAAUAAUAUUGUUGGUAGUGAUUAUGAUGUAUAUUAAAGAUGGCAACAAUGGCGAUGUAUGUUGAUGGCAAUGAUGGCGUCUUUCAUGGUGACUAAUGAUAAUGACAGUUAUGAUAUAUUUUUUAUAUAUUUCUAACAUUUGUUCCUUAUGCACACACCCUUCUGCCCUCAAACUUCUAAAUGUAAAAAGGAAAUAAACACAAUCCAACCUUUAAUAAAGACAGUGAACCAGCCCAAGUGUGUAUUUCAAUCAUUCAGAAUUAAGGAUCAUAUAUUGCAGCUCAAUUAAUUAAUUAACAAUUAUUCAUUUGAGUUGAAGAUUCAACUUGAUUGUCAUUACAUAGUACAGACUAGUAACAAAACGGUUUCUCUGCAUUUGACCCAUCCUAAUGUUAGCAGUGGGCUGCCAUUAUGUACGGCACCUUGGGAGCAGUGUGAGGGAACAGUGCCUUGCUCAGGGACACCUUGAUAGCACUCGCCACCACCGCAAGCUUAAUUUGGGCCUAAUAAAUCUUCAUGCAGAUGUCCUAUGAGCAGUCAGAACACACUUCAUUACCAAUCUCUAGACUGGUUUACGAAAUAAAGAAAGAUACACUUUGAAACGUGUAACAGGGGCAAGUUUAUCAGAAUAAAGUGAGAGAGAUGUCAGCAAGAGCAUGUUUCUAAUCCUAGGUCUGCUCUGUGAAAAACACCACUGCACAAAAUGGUAGCGUGUUUAGGGGCACCUGCAAUUUGUCAGUAUACAGUGUACACCAUGGUAUACACACAUAUUACAGUGGCAGUCACAAAUGUACAUUCUUACUGGAGUCAAACCGAGUAAAACCCAAUGCAGUGUGAGUGACACAACAGCCCUGUAAGAGUGUUGUAGCUUCAUGGAGGUUGUUAAUGUAUUAUCAGUUAUUUGUAUCAACUUUGUAAUGCAUUUAGUCAACGUCAUGAGCCAUUUUGGAGAUCUAAGUUUGUAGCAGAUUAAAUCUUGUAUGUUAUAUACAGGCCAUUCUUGUAAUACCACUGAGGGGGUAUUUAAUAAACUGUAAACUAAGAAUAAGUAAGCCUUUGUAAGAGUUGCGCUUUUAUUUUGAAGGAAACGGGCAGGAAGUGUGCAUCGAGUUAACGAGGGAUUCUAAGCUACGCAGCUACCAUCACUUUCUUGCUGCUCGUUUCUCUCAUAAUAACAUACAAUUCAACGUUUUUUGUAAACUAUAUUGCUUACGGUAGCAGUUACCAGAUGUGUUUCCCUCUGCCCAGGUGUGCUACAAUGAUCAUCCCUGUCCGGUGCUUUACGUGUGGGAAGAUCGUGGGAAACAAAUGGGAGGCAUACCUCGGCCUACUUCAAGCCGAGUACACUGAGGGUGAUGCUCUCGAUGCCCUGGGCCUGAAGAGGUACUGUUGUCGGCGGAUGCUCCUGUCUCAUGUGGAUCUUAUUGAGAAGUUGUUGAAUUAUGCCCCUCUGGAGAAGUGAUCAUAUCUGGCCACCUUCAAGAACAGCAUGGACUUUGUAGGGUUGUUGCAUGGGUAGAUUGAAUGUCCAUGCAACAGCUUUGUUAGUAUAUUGAUGUGACCACAGACUACAGUGAAGACUAAUGGAACAUACUUUUUUUUUGGUUUAAUGCAUUUUUCUAAAUAAAGCUGUUAAAUGACACUGUUA